Molecule: messenger RNA, 1830 nt
Organism: Hymenoscyphus albidus
Lineage: Eukaryota; Fungi; Ascomycota; Leotiomycetes; Helotiales; Helotiaceae
Source: the annotation of a GenBank genome assembly
AUGUCCGAUAAUCAAGAUGCAAAGCCUCAUCGAGCAAAACUCCAGAGACGAGGGAGUUUCCAGCUCCAGACAACUUCAAAUAUGGCCCAAAUGACGAAGUCAAAAGACAGCCCUUCGUAAGUUGCAGAACGCUUUUUGAAGUUCGCUCGCUAAUCAGCCAAAGAGAAACCGAGGCUAUGGUUACUGUAAAAGUGAGCAUGGGCGAGGAUUCACAAUCAUUCAUCAUACACAAGAACUUCACCUGCUACUACUCGCCAUACUUCGGGGUUGCAUUCAACAGCGGGUUCAUAGAAAGCGAGACACAUACUUGCCACAUGGAAGAUGUAUCUCCUGGGGCUUUUGCCCUAUUUGUCGAAUGGAUAUACACCCAACAAAUCCCCUGCGAUGAACGUCUUCAUUACCGAAAGGCUACCGAGAAUCUUGUCGGGCUGUGGCUUCUUGCUGAUCGAUGUUUGGUACCCAAACUGCAAAAUCAAGCCUUGGUACUAGAUCGCGAGCGAAGGAGAUUAAAUUAUCGUCUAGCGAGCUCUGCUGCUCAGGUAUACGAAGAAACUUCGGUUGACAGUCCGUUUCGUCGGUAUUUCGUGUUGGUUGUUGCCACGGCAGUCAUAAAUGAAAGUAUAGAAACAGCAGCUGGCAUGCCUCGAGAUGCUUGUCGAUGUCAUCAACGUACUUAAGUCUGUCAGGAACUCGCACGGAGGAUGGGUAAACUUUUCUCCUGGGGAGUUGAGCGGCUUUUUUGUAAACACGAGAGAAGUAGAUUCCCCUCUCCUUGGUGGCGGAAUAUAACUAAUUUCAUGCCAAAGAAUAAGGAGUCGAUAUUUCGCCGUAGACUCGGUCCAGACUCUUUGGUUAUUGACUUGACUUCCGCUUUCUCAUACCAGUGAAUUCCUGCCAGGUCUGAUUCCAGCCCGUUGGUUAUUGAUUUGACUUCCGACUCCACAGACCAGCGGCUCCCUAACAGAUCGGAUUCCAGACCCUUGGUUGUUGACUUGACUGCCGAGUGAAUUGAGACUUGAUAUGGGGAAUGGGAACAGUGCUAGACAGAAUCCGAAGUUCGAAGCGUUGUUUUUUGCGGGAAAAUAUAAACGAGAAACACAGACCGUUCCUGCCAUUUCUUUGCACUUACCUACGAUUUCAUUUGUCAAUUAUCACGUGCCGCUUCAACUUCACUACCUGGUACCUCAGGCGGGUAUCAUAUUCACCUACAAUAGAAGUAGUGAACGCGACCGAGGUAUCUAACCUUGUGUAACCCUAAAGUAACUUACUCAAGGUCACCGCUAUCACUUCACGUUCGCAACCACAACUCGCAUCUUGCCCAUCGAUCUGUUUGCGCAACUCAAAGAGUGAUCUCCGACAGUGUAUCGACGCAAUGUCCAGCUCCCAGAUCGCAACGCCUUCAAAGUUGACCCCUACUCAACCUCCAAACCCUCCAACGUCGAUCUCCAAAAUCAAACGACCAGAUUUUCGGUGAGUUUCCAUGAGCCCCCUUGAUGUAACAGAUUUCCGUUAACCGGCCCCAGAAAGUCACAGGCUAUGGUCACCAUAAAUGUUUCGUUGGGAAUUCAAAAAGAAACGUUCGUUGUGCAUAAGAACUUCAUUUGCUUUUAUUCGCCAUUUUUCGACGCCGCUUUCAAUGGAGCGUUCAAAGAGGGAGAAACUCAAGUUCUAGAUCUAGAUGACGCAUCGCCUGCAGCUUUCAGUCUAUUCGUCAACUGGCUGUAUACUCAGCGCAUCGAAUUUCCUGGAGGUGAAGAAGUUCACCUGAGAACUCUCAUCGAGCUUUGGAUUCUUGGUUCUCGCUGUUUGGUUCCUAAGAUUCAAAAAUGA